AAAAUGACGGCGAUCUGUUGCAAUGAGAGAGCCUCUUUGUGUGUUGUCAUCGUAUAUAAGACAUUUCUGCCGCAGUUUCUUUCUUUGGAAUUAUGUCGGCUGAAUAUGACAAUAGUGACAAUGGCCCGGAAGGCAUGGAGCCAGAUGGGAUCAUUGAGAGCAACUGGAAUGAGAUUGUGGACAGUUUCGAUGAGAUGAGCCUGCGCGAGGCUCUGCUCAGGGGAAUCUAUGCCUAUGGUUUUGAGAAGCCUUCAGCUAUCCAGCAGAGGGCCAUUGUCCCUUGUAUCAAGGGUUACGAUGUGAUUGCUCAGGCCCAGUCUGGAACCGGAAAAACCGCCACAUUUGCCAUUUCUAUCCUCCAGCAGAUUGAUGUGGAGCUGAAAGACACUCAGGCUCUGGUCCUGGCUCCCACUAGGGAGCUGGCUCAGCAGAUCCAGAAGGUGGUGCUGGCCCUGGGUGACUACAUGGGUGCUAGUUGCUAUGCCUGUAUUGGAGGGACCAACAUUCGCUGUGAAGUUCAGAAGCUGUUGGCUGAAGCCCCUCACAUUGUGGUGGGAACCCCUGGCCGCGUCUUCGACAUGUUGACUCGCAGAAACAUCUCUUCGAAGCACAUCAAAAUGUUUGUGUUGGAUGAAGCCGACGAGAUGCUUAGUCGAGGGUUCAAGGACCAGAUCUAUGACAUCUUCCUGAAACUGGGGCCCAGCACACAGGUUGUCCUGCUGUCGGCCACCAUGCCCGCUGACGUUUUGGAGGUCACAAAGAAAUUCAUGCGUGAACCUGUCCGAAUCCUGGUCAAGAAGGAGGAGCUGACCCUUGAGGGUAUCCGCCAGUUCUACAUCAAUGUGGAGAAAGAGGACUGGAAGCUGGACACACUGUGUGACCUGUACGAGACCUUGACCAUCACACAAGCGGUCAUCUUCAUUAACACAAGGAGGAAAGUAGACUGGCUCACUGAGAAGCUGCAUGCCAGAGACUUCACCGUCUCUGCUCUGCACGGUGACAUGGACCAGAAAGAGAGAGACUUGAUCAUGAGGGAGUUCCGCUCCGGCUCCAGUCGAGUCCUGAUUACCACUGACCUGCUGGCCAGAGGUAUUGAUGUCCAGCAGGUGUCCCUGGUCAUCAACUAUGACCUGCCAACCAAUAGGGAAAACUAUAUCCACAGGAUUGGUCGCGGUGGUCGUUUCGGCAGAAAGGGAGUAGCCAUCAACAUGGUGACUGAGGAUGACAAGCGAACCCUGAGGGACAUUGAGACAUUCUACAACACCACCGUUGAGGAGAUGCCCAUGAAUGUGGCAGAUCUUCUCUAGAAAUCUAGAAGAAUCCAACCACCCUUCAUCCACCCAACCCUGCUUAUUUUAGAAGUCAAACCUUGUUUCUUAUAUGAUCUGAAUUCUGAGAACUUUCUUUUGCUAAAUCUCACCAUGACUUGACACUCUCCAUUUGAAGGAAAUGGGAAAUGCAGCCAUUAUUCCCACCCUAACAUUUGAAGUAGUUAUCGGCCAUCUUUGGAAGGAUAAGUUACUGACCAGCUAAAUCCAGUUGCCAUUGUCCUGACCCCGUAUUGGUAUCUAACACCUCCCCUGCAGUUAAUCCCUCUUCUCUCAAACUUGGAAGCAUUGAUUUGACCAUUUAUACAUUUAAUGAGCCCCGAAAGUGCAAAACAUAACCAUGUUUCCAAAGCACAUUUUAAAAAGAAUAACAAAGUUUGAUGUUUUUAAGGGUUCUAGUUCUGGCUGUUGGCAAAAAGCCUAACAUUAAAUUAAUAACUUUGCUCAAUUGAUAACAUGCACAACGCUAACAUGCAAGAUGUUUUGAAGCUUUUGUGAAAUGUGGCUUUGUUGAUCUGCACAGCAUUACCAGGUGCUGCACUGCUAGUGAAUGCUGGAUGGGAAGUUUAAGACUGCGUUUAAAAGUUUGGACUCCACCGAGCAAAAUCUAGAUUAAAUGGGGGAGAAAUGCUGCAUUUGACCAGAUCAGUAUUUAAACGAACCUUCAGUGUACUUGCCUUUAACACACUUCCGUGAUCAUGUAAAGAACAGAGGUUUUGGGGCUAGAGUACACAGGGCAUAUUCAAUAAAAAGACAUGUAUAGUGAAAUCCAUCAUGAAUGAGUUGUUUACGAUUUUGAUCCUUUUACUGCUGUUUCUUAUAUAUUUUUUUAUUGCUAUUGUACAUACUGCUUGACUUGUACAGUCACUUGUGCAGUAGCAUUCAGAUGAGGACUGACUGGUGGCUACAGAUGUUUGGAGGCAAAAAUCAACGGUGAGUGUUGUGGAGACUUUAAGCCUCACGACCCUGACAAAACCCAGUUGAAUUUUUAAUCUCUUGACAUUAUUGUGGUGGUGGUGACUUUUUUUGUAACCUACCUCACCAAAAGAAAAGUGUGUGUGGGGGAGGGGGCAUCGUACACGAAAGGACCAAAUUGCAAAUGAUUAAGUAUAUCAAUCCCUAUGCCCCCAAAUCUCUACUCUUUCUAAGCGCUCUCAAAUAUUAAAAAUGCCUGUUCUCAUGGGGGGCUUGGUGUCUGGUUUUAGCACAACUGUCAUGUUUUUGGGGGUGUAUAGUCAGUGCUAUUUUUAAAAACCUGAAU
This is a messenger RNA of Acanthopagrus latus (yellowfin seabream), 2589 nucleotides long. RefSeq names its product eukaryotic translation initiation factor 4A1A (gene eif4a1a). Gene Ontology annotation, biological process: cytoplasmic translational initiation. The record is from RefSeq and is a predicted model, not a curated record. Bases 93 to 1307 code for a protein of 404 amino acids. Gene Ontology annotation, cellular component: cytoplasmic stress granule. Gene Ontology annotation, molecular function: RNA helicase activity; ATP binding; translation initiation factor activity. Lineage: Eukaryota; Metazoa; Chordata; Actinopteri; Spariformes; Sparidae. The transcript has 11 exons.